AUGUUACUCGUGUUGGAUUUUGACGAAACUAUCACCUUACAUGCUGGAAAGCCUGAUGAGUGGAAAGUGUUAUCAGAUGCGUACAUGAAGGACUAUGCUGCUGCAAAGGAGUCCGUAAGCAACAUUCAACCAGCAACAUUUGGUCAGUUACACACUUACUUGGAUGCAUUCGACAACGUUGAACGUGCGAGUAUUCAGCGUAUCACGGAAAGUCGGUUUUUUGAAGGAGUUGGCGAACGCGCUAUCAAAGAACUUGCCGAAAGCAUACAGUUGCGGCCUGGAUUUACCCAGUUUAUCACCUCCUUGCGACCAUAUCUUGAGUCAGGCCUUAUAAAGCUCCAUAUCCUUUCCGUAAAUUGGUCAGCCCUGCUCAUCAGACACACGCUAUGUUCCCAAGCAGCCCUUACUCCUGAACUGUUUUACAUUCAUUGUAACGACAUUCUUCUACAGUCAACUACCGGCAUCGCGACUGGUGCAAUGAGUCCAUACGGCAGUUCUGAGCCUAUUCACACAGCGACAGAUAAACUUCGCGUGUUCACAAAGCUCCAAAAAAGUGCCUUACAGAGUGUUUACGUCGGCGAUUCACUAACAGACUUGUACUGUUUGCUUCAAGCCAAAGUUGGAAUUUUUAUCGGUGAAAAAGACAGUGUUCUUGACGUUAUACAACGGAUGGUCUUGACUCUCAUACCGCUACAAGCAUUGGCUUCCGGCACACAUAAACAGGCUAUGCCACCUUUCGACUUAUCACAAAAAACACAGCCUGUGUGGAAAACGCGGACAUCUGUCCACGUCGCAAAACUGUACACGGCAACCACAUGGAGUGACAUAUCAUCGUUUCUCUUUCAUCAACAAAACGAUGCUCGAUAG
Molecule: messenger RNA, 867 nt
Organism: Schizosaccharomyces japonicus yFS275
Lineage: Eukaryota; Fungi; Ascomycota; Schizosaccharomycetes; Schizosaccharomycetales; Schizosaccharomycetaceae
Product: fungal protein
Exons: 2
Coding region: 1-867 (288 amino acids)
Source: RefSeq, a predicted model, not a curated record